Molecule: messenger RNA, 3456 nt
Organism: Salvelinus namaycush (lake trout)
Lineage: Eukaryota; Metazoa; Chordata; Actinopteri; Salmoniformes; Salmonidae
Product: tRNA selenocysteine 1-associated protein 1-like
Exons: 9
Coding region: 113-1030 (305 amino acids)
Biological process (GO): selenocysteine incorporation
Cellular component (GO): nucleus
Molecular function (GO): tRNA binding
Source: RefSeq, a predicted model, not a curated record
GCGCAGAAACGUAAUUUCACGACAAGACACGUACAAGGGGUUGUGUUUCAUUUAAAGGGUUCACACUUACAGUUGUAUGUAAAGAAAAGCGUUACAAUUUCAGGUCCAAAACAUGAGCACACUAUGGAUGGGAAACUUGGAGCCCUACAUGGACGAGAAGUUCAUUACCCGAGCCUUCGGCACCAUGGGGGAGUUGGUGGUGAGUGUACGGAUUAUACGCAACAAGAUGACUGGUAGGGGUGCAGCAGGCUACUGCUUCGUGGAGCUGACAGAUGAAGCCACAGCUGAGCGGUGUCUUCGUAAAGUCAAUGGAAAAGCACUACCAGGAGCCACACCGCCUAGAAGAUUCAAGUUAAACCGGGCCACCUUUGGGAAGCAAGGAGAAAGCGGUCCACUCUAUUCUCUGUUUGUUGGGGAUCUCACACCUGAAGUGGAUGACGGGAUGCUCUACGAGUUCUUUUACAACCGCUACCCAUCCUGUCGUGGGGGGAAGGUGGUGCUGGAUGGCACGGGGAACUCCAAGGGUUGUGGGUUUGUCCAGUUCCCAGACCAGAGGCUUCAGAAGCUGGCGCUGGAGGAGUGUCAGGGAGCGGUGGGGCUCGGGAGCAAGCCAUUACGACUGAGCCUAGCUGCUAACAAAACUCGGCAUAAUCAAUCAGACAGCAGGGGGUGGGGGUCACACGGAGGAGGCUACAGACACAACCAGAACCAAUACAAUCAGCACAAUCAACAGCCGUACGGUAGUGGAUGGGGCUCUUGGGGCUACGACCAGAAUGGAGGCAACUAUGGCGGCUACAACUACAACCAGUAUGAUUACACACAGAAUCCUGCACAGGAAAAUGAAGCUUUUGAAGAUGAUGGUCUGGAAGAUCCUAACCCAGAGCUGGAUGUGGUGGAAGCCAACAGGAAGUUUAUGGAACACAGCGAGGAACUGUAUGAUGCCCUUAUCGAGUGCCACUGGCAACCCUUGGAAUCCUCGGAACAAACCUUUGGAACUACGAGUACCCUUCCAGAACCUGUCUACUGUUGAGGCAAUAUCCUCUUGCUAUGUUAUUUGGCCUUUCAUAUUAUAUUCUGUAGGCUAAAGACAUCCCCAGUCCUUGACAAUAAUUGCCAUUUGCUUACAGACAUUGUUUGAUAAUCAACAAAAAUGAUUUAUUUUGUGCAUCUAUUAACAUCUUUUUUUUUCUUUUUUAACAAAAAAAAACAGUGGACACGUGGCUCAUCCUGUACCUAAGAAUAGCUUCCCAUUUUCAUGUCCUAUGUCCGUAUCCUAAAUGGCCCUCUAUUCAUCUAAGUGCAGCAUAGCUUUUUUUUUUCCCCCCAGGGCUCGAAGGUCACUGGUCAAAAGGUAGUGCACUAUAUAGGGAAUUAGUGCCAUUUCAGUGUUUUAAAAAAAAUAAUGUUUUAUUCAUGUAUUUUCCCUUCUCAAUUGAGGAGUAAGUGAUUGAGUAAUCUGCAGUGUUACACUGCCUUCUGUCUGUUUCCAUAUGUGUUUUGUAAAGUAAGAAUAAACAUAUGUAUCAUGUUGCCAGGUAGAAAUGUCCUAUAGAAUGUCCCAACAAAAAUGACAGUUGUUUCCAGUCUCAUAGAGUUUAGCAAACGUACAAUGUUGUGGAACGGCUGCAGAUAGAAAUGACAUGUCACAGACCUUCUACAUGUCACAGAGCUGAGGUGAUUCCUUCUACAUGUCACAGAGCUGAGGUGAUUCCUUCUACAUGUCACAGAGCUGAGGUGAUUCCUUCUACAUGUCACAGAGCUGAGGUGAUUCCUUCUACGUGUCACAGAGCUGAGGUGAUUCCUUCUACGUGUCACAGAGCUGAGGCGAUUCCUUCUACAUGUCACAGAGCUGAGGUGAUUCCUUCUACAUGUCACAGAGCUGAGGUGAUUCCUUCUACAUGUCACAGAGCUGAGGUGAUUCCUUCUACGUGUCACAGCUGAGGUGAUUCCUUCUACGUGUCACAGACCUGAGGUGAUUCCUUCUACGUGUCACAGACCUGAGGUGAUUCCUUCUACGUGUCACAGACCUGAGGUGAUUCCUUCUACGUGUCACAGACCUGAGGUGAUUCCUUCUACGUGUCACAGACCUGAGGUGAUUCCUUCUACGUGUCACAGACCUGAGGUGAUUCCUUCUACAUGUCACAGAGCUGAGGUGAUUUCCUUCUACAUGUCACAGAGCUGAGGUGAUUUCCUUCUACAUGUCACAGAGCUGAGGUGAUUUCCUUCUACAUGUCACAGAGCUGAGGUGAUUUCCUUCUACAUGUCACAGAGCUGAGGUGAUUUCCUUCUACAUGUCACAGAGCUGAGGUGAUUUCCUUCUACAUGUCACAGAGCUGAGGUGAUUUCCUUCUACAUGUCACAGAGCUGAGGUGAUUUCCUUCUACAUGUCACAGAGCUGAGGUGAUUUCCUUCUACAUGUCACAGAGCUGAGGUGAUUUCCUUCUACAUGUCACAGAGCUGAGGUGAUUUCCUUCUACAUGUCACAGAGCUGAGGUGAUUCUUCCAUUUUUUUCCUAUCUCAACGUUCCAAAACAUUGUACGCUGCUUAAUGUGCCCCGGCCUCUAUUGAGUGAGAGGGCUCCGCAUGGCCGGUUCAAUCAACAGAAAACCACAUAACAGUCGCAAGGUUUCCCAGUGACUAAAGGGGAGGCAUGGACUACCAUAGCCAGAGGGACCUCCAUUGAAUGAAUCCCAUGGUGGACAGGAUUUGAGAUUAUUUUGCAUGACUAGGUUUACUCUGAGUUUGUGUUUUUAGUUUGAAUUCCUUUUUGUAAUCCUCUUCUGCAGUUGAGAGACUUCUUCCUCCUUUUAUUUGACUUAUCUAUGUACAUAUUGUUUUUUAACAAAAUUACGAUCCCUUUUUAUAAACUGAUUUGAUUGACUAUCCACUUCAUUACCAUACGCUUUACUCACAACCAAGGCCUGUAUGCAAUGACAGAUGACAGUUUUGGACAAUGAUGUAUAUAAUGCAGUGUUCAUGUGCUAGUCAGAACUAGGAAACUCUGAAAUAUCUGCCUUGGUAACUGGGUGGAUGUGUAGAACUACAACCAGUUAGCAAGUUGUACAUUUCCUAGUUCUGACUGGCACUUGAAUGCGGCAUUAAACACUGGAUUGCUGAAGCUAUGUAUUGGCAGUUGAGAGGGGUUGAAGACACCGGUCGGCCAUAUUGGCACUCCCCAGUGGAAGAAGUCCUCCAUAGGAAUUAAUGGAAUUUACUGUGUUUCAAGGACAAAAUUACAUGUAUUUGAUUUUUUUUUUUUUUUGUUGUAGUGGGGACGUUAACAUUUAGUAUUAAAAACAAUUUGAAGGAUAAAAAAAAUAUGACUAGUUAAAGGUUACAUGAAGAAAAAAAAGUGUGUGUGUAUAUAUAUACACACACAAUUUUUCUUUACAUUGAUCUCACAUAACUUGUAUGCAUUAUAGUGUCUGUAAUAGAAUAAACGUGUCAAAAACCAA